GUGGGAUCGAUUUGUGGACGCACCGCUGUCGCUCGCUACCUACACGUCAUUCAUUUCCUCAGUGAUUGAGUUUGUACUCUGUGUGCACAUUAAGAGCAGAAAUCAUGUCUAACUCUGUAUUUUCGGUCAUAUCGCGGUUUGUGGAGGAGUACAGAAGCAGCACGCCGAACAAACUGAAGGUGGUCGACGCGUAUCUGCUGUACAUUCUGCUCACUGGAGUCUUUCAGUUCGUCUACUGUGUGCUGGUGGGAACAUUUCCCUUCAACAGCUUCUUGUCUGGAUUCAUCGCAUGUGUGGGAUCCUUCAUCCUGGCCGUUUGUCUUCGCAUCCAGAUCAAUCCUCAGAAUAAAGGAGAUUUCCUGACCGUGUCUCCUGAGAGAGCAUUCGCUGACUUUCUCUUUGCUCACACUGUUCUUCAUCUCGUGGUUGUCAAUUUUGUUGGCUGAAUGACACCGUCUGUCCAGUUCCGUUUAUUGCAGAUAUGAAGACCAAAUUUAGAGGCCUGUAGCUCAUGUGCAGAACAACAACAUCAACAUCACUGUCUCGAUAUGUUAAUAUAUGUUUUGACAGAAUUGUCAUUUGUAAUGAAUUCUUGUCCACAUUUACUUUACAAAUGUUUUCUACUUUUCUAAAACUGUUUCUAAAAGUUGCUGAAACAGAAUAAAUGCCUUAAAAAAAAAAAGUUUCAUUUGAUUUCUCUA
Messenger RNA from Triplophysa rosa, 701 nucleotides. It is a transcript of the gene dad1, whose product is annotated as defender against cell death 1. The record is from RefSeq and is a predicted model, not a curated record. Gene Ontology annotation, biological process: protein N-linked glycosylation. Bases 105 to 446 code for a protein of 113 amino acids. The transcript has 3 exons. Lineage: Eukaryota; Metazoa; Chordata; Actinopteri; Cypriniformes; Nemacheilidae. Gene Ontology annotation, cellular component: membrane; oligosaccharyltransferase complex.